AUGCGACGUGAGCUGAAGCAGCUCAAGGAGGAUGCAGCCACAUUUGCCAGUCAUCGGGCCAUGUUCACUGCUCGAUGUGAAGAACUUCAGCACAAACUGGAAGCGGAUCAGCGCAACAGUGAGGAGGAAAAGAAAACUCUCAAUCAGCUGCUUCGUCUUGCGAUCCAACAAAAGCUCACUCUCACACAGCGUCUCGAGGAUGUUGAAGUAGAUCGUGAUCGGCAAGUACUCCGACAAAGCGGCGGAAAACGACAGGGUGGUCCAGAAGUGGUGAUGGCUUUCAAACCGCGCGUCAUCCGUUAUCCCACACAGCAGCAGUCGGGGGGCCCGAGAGGAGGACUGGAUUCUGCCUUACUUGAUCUUGCCGCCAUCGACGAGUUACGAUCGCAAUUGCCAUCGACUCGUCUGUUCGCUGACAUCGAGCUGGUAAUACUGCUCUAUGCGUCUCUAGCCCGCGCUGACAAUCUUGUUUUAAAACUGUUCGAUGAUCUAUCUACUGGAGAUGUAGGUUGUCGUUACAGUUCAUUCCAUACGUAA
Cooperia oncophora is the source of this 537-nucleotide messenger RNA. The record is from the annotation of a GenBank genome assembly. NCBI's taxonomy places the organism in Eukaryota, Metazoa, Nematoda, Chromadorea, Rhabditida, Trichostrongylidae.